Messenger RNA from Venustampulla echinocandica, 2103 nucleotides. RefSeq names its product putative cytoplasmic dynein intermediate chain. Gene Ontology annotation, molecular function: dynein light chain binding; dynein heavy chain binding. Gene Ontology annotation, biological process: transport along microtubule. The record is from RefSeq and is a predicted model, not a curated record. The transcript is spliced from 2 exons. The coding region runs from base 1 to 2103 and encodes 700 amino acids. NCBI's taxonomy places the organism in Eukaryota, Fungi, Ascomycota, Leotiomycetes, Helotiales, Pleuroascaceae. Gene Ontology annotation, cellular component: cytoplasmic dynein complex.
AUGAUGCAACAACGAAAAGAUGAGCUUCUGGCAAAAAAGGCCAAGCUAGCAGAAUUGAAGAGGCAAAGGGAGCUGCGAACCAAUGCUGCCAACAGGCAGAGUACUGGCAGCCCAGGGGAUAUUUUAGCCCCAGUUCCAGGACGAGCGGAUACCCGACAGAAUGUAGACGAAAUCGUAAGGCAGCUACUAGGCGAUGAGAGGAGUAGAGCUAGUUCGACGGGCCCUCGCGGUCCUGGUUCUCCAGCUGGAAAGGACAGCCGUCCAAACAGUGUCUUCAGCGCGGGACAACUCAGCAACGAUAACUCAGAGUCUGCGGACGCCUCAGCUGCCGGUGCUCAGCCCCUUACCAUUUCAACUCAAACCCUCUCUACUGCACCUCUAUCUACUGUUUACGAAUUUACUCCAUCACCCGUCAAAGAGGUCUUUUCCUAUAGCAAAGGCGUACAAACAACAGAAGAAUUCGGUACCCAGACAUCACAACCUAAAAUAAUUGAGGAUUCGGAAGAUGAAGAGGCAAGGACGCCAAUCGCCUCUACUCCCGGCAAGCGGUUGAGUAGAAGAGAACGAGACAGAGAGGAGGAGUUGCGCGAGAAGAUUCGAAAGGAAAUUGAGGAGGAGUUGCGGAUUACCCAAGACCUCGGCCUCGACGGACCAUUAAAACAGACCUUACAAAAUGGCACGUCAAACAACUUUCCAGCAAGGAAUUUGACUUCGGAAGAGUUAAAUGCCGUCACAUCUUCAGAAGAUUUUAUGGACUUUGUUGAACGAUCUAGUAAGGUCAUCGAGAGAGCCCUAGACCAGGAAUAUGAUAUAUUGGCAGAUUAUGCACUCCAAGGUGGAGCUGGAAUGGAUGACGAUGAUGUGUAUGGAACCACCGGUGGGAAAGGUCGAAGAGUGAAGGAAGUUGCUCAGUUUUAUGACGAGAGGUGGUCAAAGAAACGAAUGAUAAGCGCCAUCGAUUUUUCUCCCAAAUUUCCUGAGCUCGUACUCGGUGCAUACACCAAAAAUCCUUCGGCGCCUCAUGAUCCCGAUGGGCUCGUUCAGGUCUGGAAUAUGCAUCUUCAUGACCGGCCCGAGUUCGUUUUCCACGCUCAAUCAGAUGUAUUGACCGCCAAAUUCUCCCCAUUCCAUCCCAACCUGAUCAUUGGAGGCGCAUAUAGCGGCCAAGUGCUACUUUGGGAUACUAGGGCGAAAUCUGCCCCCGUUCAGAAAACUCCACUGACAGGAUCCGGUCAUACCCAUCCGGUCUACUCGGUUGAUAUUGUUGGCACCCAAAAUGCCAACAACAUUAUUUCAUGUUCAACUGAUGGAGUUGUUUGUGGAUGGAGUGUCGAUAUGCUUGCGCAACCCCAGGAGUUACUCGUACUGCAAACUCCUGCUCCAGCCAAAACGGAGGAUAUAAGUCCAACAUGCAUGGCAUUCCCCCAAACCGACCCUACAUAUUUCCUCGUCGGUUCUGAAGCUGGAAUUAUCUACCCCUGCCAUCGAUACGAUAGAGCUGGCGCAAAGGCAGGUGUGGACCAGAGAGUCGCCUAUCAUGGUCAUGCAGCACCGGUCAUGUCAAUGGAUUUCCAUCCCGCUCGCGGCCCCGUCGAUCUCGGUGAUUUGGUAUUAAGCAGUGGUCUAGACUGGAGCGUAAAGCUGUGGAAAGUCCGGGCUCCAGCUGCUACAUCUACCACGGGAAUUACAGGGGAAGGACAUUCAGUUGCGCCGAUCCUUGAUUUCAAUCGAGAAGACGUUGUUUAUGAUGCUGCUUGGUCACCUGUGAAACCCGGAGUAUUCUCGCUAGUCGAUGGUGCCGGCAGUCUAGAGAUCUGGGAUAUUACCGUUGAAACCGAGGUUCCACUGGCCAAAGUGCAGCCGAGCGCACGGAAAGGGGUAAGGAGCAUGCUAUCAAAGAGUUUGAAUAAGGUCGCCUGGGAACCAUCAGAAGGCAAGCGUAUUGCGACAGGUGGUAUUGAUGGUGCCAUCACUGUCUUCGAGGUUGGGGCCGAUUUGGGAGGUAAGGACAGCGCGAGGAAUGAAGAAUGGACGAACGUUAAGAAGCUUGUGGCGAAGUUGGAGUCUCAAGGCCCGACCGCGAACGGUAUCAACGGGUUAUAA